Tripterygium wilfordii is the source of this 1201-nucleotide messenger RNA. RefSeq lists its product as uncharacterized. The transcript is spliced from 5 exons. NCBI's taxonomy places the organism in Eukaryota, Viridiplantae, Streptophyta, Magnoliopsida, Celastrales, Celastraceae. The record is from RefSeq and is a predicted model, not a curated record. The coding region runs from base 20 to 742 and encodes 240 amino acids.
CGUAGCCAAACUAACAAAAAUGGCAAUGCAAGUGAGGGCCAGCUAUUCUCAUCAUCACCAUAAGCAUCUCUACUGUUUGGUAACACCAACACCAUGUACUGCUCCAUCAACAUCUCUGCGCUUCUCAUUCCCAUUCAACGGAGUGACUGGAAUUUCAGAGACAAGAACCAAAAGGAGGAAUAUUAGCAGAAGACGACAUGGGAUUGUGGUAUCCAGCAGCGGCAAUUUGGCUGCACCAGUAUGGGAUAGUUGGAAGCCAGAGAAGGGCUCCUCUGCUCCUUCCCUCAGUGACAUCUUGUGGCCCUCUGCAGGGGCCUUUGCGGCCAUGGCCGCGCUGGGAAAGAUGGACCAAAUGCUGGCACCUAAAGGAGUUUCGAUGACGAUCGCACCAUUUGGAGCUGUUUGUGCUGUUCUCUUCUCUGCUCCUUCCUCCCCUGCUGCAAGGAAGUACAACAUGUUCAUGGCUCAAAUUGGUUGUGCUGCUAUUGGUGUUCUUGCCUUCACUAUACUUGGACCUGGCUGGCUAGCAAGGAGCACCGCCCUUGCUGCAUCCAUAGCUUUCAUGAUUUACACUCGUUCCGCACAUCCACCAGCUGCAAGCCUACCAAUCCUGUUCAUUGAUGGAGUUAAGUUGCAUCACUUGAACUUUUGGUAUGCUUUGUUCCCCGGGGCCGCUGGUUGCAUCAUCCUUUGUUUGAUUCAAGAAAUUGUGUGUUACUUGAAGGACAAUGUUAAAUUUUGAUUGGAAGCGAAUUUCAUAUUCACGGUACAUAUUCCAAGGGCAUGCUGUCAUUCCAAAAUCCUGACCAGGAAGAUGUUUGAUUAUCUCAACUGCUCCUACCACUCAUACCAUAGUUCUCGAUGGUUCAUAGGACUAGAAAAGAAAGCAGCGGGCUGGCACCAACAGUAUUGAUCUUCCAUAGUGUUUAGCUUGAGAAUUAAGAUGAUUCUUUUUUUCCAUUCUUAUUCUUUUGGCUACUGCAUAACAGAUAAGAUGAUGCAUUAGUUUCUUCUUUCGCCGGUGCCGGUGGAGGAAAGGACAGCACUCCUUAUCAUGCCUUGUUUGUUGCAAAAGGCCACCUAGAAUUUGAUUCUGUUUGUUGAUGAUCUCAUAUAUGUGAUGAGAGGAGCCUUGUAUUAUGUAUGUCAUGUACAAUUUGCAUCAGUUUCAAUACAAAAGAUGACAAUAGUUAUGAUAUAG